AUGGGUUCAUAUAUCGGCCGAUUCCGCAGUAUCGGGUUUUACCAGCAGGAGCGGAUUAAAACAUCCUUAGAGACUCUCACAAAAGAUAAAUCAGCGGGGGAGCAAAUGGAGCAGCAACAGAAACAGAAGAUUUCUGGAGUUCGGGAACAGUCACAGAACCUGUUGACCCACAUCACAUCGGUAUUUGCUGAACUGCGCCAGAUUCUCAAUGAGGAAGAGCAGCGCUUUCACAAGGAACUCCGGGAAGAAGAGGAGAGCGUUCUAAACCCAAUGGAGAAUAAUCUACGAGAGAUUCAAGAGAAGUUAAACUCUAUUCAAGAGCAACUCCUAAAGCUGCAGGAGCGGAUGAAUCAAAUGGACAGUUUGAUAUUUCUGAAGGAGGAAACUCGUCAGAAGAGGAGGGUGAGUGAUGAAGAACGGAUGCUGUUGGUAGCAGAUGGUGCCUUGGCAAUUGGAAAGUUCGAUCACCCAUUUUUGUUGAGCAAAUUGACCGAUGGCAUUAAGAGAGGAAAAAACGUAUUUGUUUUAAACCGUUAG
Messenger RNA from Amblyraja radiata (thorny skate), 537 nucleotides. Its product is annotated as nuclear factor 7, brain-like. NCBI's taxonomy places the organism in Eukaryota, Metazoa, Chordata, Chondrichthyes, Rajiformes, Rajidae. The transcript is spliced from 5 exons. The coding region runs from base 1 to 537 and encodes 178 amino acids. The record is from RefSeq and is a predicted model, not a curated record.